GCGUGCAGUAGUCGGGCGACAGGGGCUCGGGAUAAUCGUGAGAAAGUAUCAGUGUUUGCUAACAGUUGAAAAACAAUCUGAUAGUGUAAAAAUUAUUAUUCUUACUUUAAACAAUUUUAGUGUUUUGGUCUCUCUAAAAAUAAAAAAAUUUGCUGAUUUGAUUGUUCAAUAAUAAUAUUUAUAGAAAGACUAGUAUUAUAGAUACAAAUAUCAUCCUAUAAUAAACGGUAUGAUUUAUCUGUUUUAUAACAUUUUCAUUUUUUUUUUUAUGGCUUUUAUUAUAGUGAUUAUCUAUUGAUUUAUAUAUAUAACAAUUAAAAGUACGUACCAAGGAAAAUAUUAUUAUACAUUGUCAAUAUAUGAUAAAUGUGCGUUCAUUAUUUCUCUAAUACCAGCAUCGUGAAAUUGUUAUGGGAUACGCACAAUACGGAUCCUAUAACGUAUAAAAUAAUUGUGAAUAACUAUUAAGAUAAUAAGACAACUGAUGAAAUUGUACAAACGGUGAUUUAUGCUAAUCGCUCGUUCUAAUAUUAAUCUCGACGCCACUGUAAUCGGUUUGAAAAUAAGAACACAGUGAAUCACAAAACGAAGGAAUUCUCGUGGAAGAAAGUGGAAACCUGCAGCGGAGGGGUAAACGGCUUCUAGUUAACGGUCAUAGUAAACGGUAUUCGAUCUUCUUCUUUGCGUGUCUACCAGUGUUUCAUAACUACCGUGUAACUCCAAUAUCUUCCAUGAAUUCCGCUCUCUUUUUACGAUUCCUCACUUCCUGUUACCGUGCCUAGUUCCGGUUACCGGAACCGGAAACCGCAAUAAUUGCUGAGGUGUUCGGAAUCAAGUGCAACCUGAAAAGGCAUUUCACCGUGAGAGAGAAUUAUAAUCGAUCGCAGUAUCAGAUUAACGCGAGGAUCAGCAUUAAACGCAAUGAUCAUAGAAAAGAUACUAUCGCCGCUCUGAAUUGUCCGCCAAGUGUUAUCGUCGAAUUGAACUCGAGUUAUCAAAUAUGACACCCGGAGAAAGAAAAGAAGAGCUCCUUCGAGAGUGGCGUUAAACGAUUCGCAUUCCGAUGAAGUCAUUUCUGAGAUUUCGAUGAGGAAACGUCUCGCCUGCAAGAAGAAAAGAAAAAGACGAAAGGAAGGUUGAAAUUUUUAACACGAACGUAUUCGCAACGUAUGUUUUGUAGUUGUAAAAUACACGUUACGAAGUAAUAACGUAGCAUCGGUUAUUUUUCGCAUUAUACGGCAGAUAAGAGAGAGAGAGGAAUGAUGAAGCUGAAAGUUGCGCAAAAUGUUUUGAAAACCGGCAAAUCUGUGAAGGUAUCUGACGGCGUUACCGCGGCGAAACACUGCGUAUCUGGUUGCGGUUAUACUGGCGCGACGCAAACACCAAGGAUCGAUGAUCUCUCCGAUAUCUCGAAAUCAAUAGAUGGCGCGAAUCGAUCGAAGGAGUCAGUCGUCGAGAAGUCGCGCGACAGAAAUUUUGCUACAGUGGCGGUGACUGCGACUGAAACUAUUGUGCAAGAAGCACCAGAGCCACGUGGUAUCCCCGUUUUCGGAACGCUUCUGUCGUUUAUUCUCGCCGGUGGUCCAAAGAGACAACACGAGUACGUUGACAGACGGCACAAGGAAUUGGGCUCAGUUUACAGGGAACGCCUAGGUCCAAUUACAGCAGUUUUUGUAAACUCAACACAUGAGUUUCGAAGAGUUUUUAGAUUGGAAGGGUCCGCGCCGAAACACUUCUUACCAGAAGCUUGGACACUGUACAACGAGACACGGAAAUGUCGACGCGGUUUGCUGUUCAUGGACGGCGAAGAAUGGAUAUACUUUCGUAAGAUUUUAAAUAAAGUGAUGCUGGCGCCAGAUCCAACGAAUUUAAUGUUCCAACCGUGUCAAGACGCGGCUGUCGAACUCAGGGAAAAAUGGCAAAAACAGAUCAAGACCGAUGCUGUUAUAACGAAUUUACAGGUUCAACUUUAUCAAUGGUCCCUCGAGGCAAUGAUGGCUACGUUAAUGGGAUCGUGUUGGCAUUAUUACAAGCAACAGCUAUCUCGAGACUUCGAAGUAUUGGCGGAGGUCUUGUACAAAAUAUUUGAAUAUUCAGCUAAAUUAUCUGUGAUACCAGCUAAGCUAGCUAUGAAUUUACGCUUUCCUGUUUGGAGGAAAUUCGUCGCGUCUGCUGAUAUAGCGUUCGAAAUUGUUCGAACACUGGUACCGGAAAUGACUACAUUAGGUGGCGACGGUUUGUUGAAAAAAAUGAUGGAUGAAGGUAUCCGAGCCGAGGAUGCAAUCUGCAUUGUUACCGACUUCAUUUUGGCAGCUGGUGAUACGACAGCGACCACUUUGCAGUGGACAUUGCUACUGUUGUGUAAUUACCCUGAGAAACAAGAAGAAUUAUUUGAACAAUUGAAGGAUGUUCCGCAGAGAGAUUUAUUACGCGUACCAUUGUUAAAAGGCGUAAUUAAAGAAUCUUUUCGACUCUAUCCCAUAGCUCCAUUUAUAUCUAGAUAUUUACCAAAAGAUAGUGUGAUUGGUAAUUACUUUGUACCAAAAGGGGAACUGCUCGUAUUAUCACUUUAUUCGAGUGGUCGCGACGCAGCGAACUUUUCGCAACCAAAUGAAUUCCUUCCGGAAAGAUGGAUCAGAACGGAAAAAGGUACUUACCAAGGUGUAAUGCAUCCGCAUGGUAGUUUACCAUUUGCUUUAGGUGCUAGAAGCUGCAUUGGUCGAAAAUUGGCAGAAAUACAAAUAUCGCUUGCAUUAGCACAGCUAGUUAAGUCGUUCAAAAUAGAAUGUAUAAAUAAGGAUCAAGUGGAAUUAAUUUUACAUUUGAUAUCUGUACCUUCGAAGUCGAUAAAAUUAAAGCUGACAGAAAGGACAUAACAAAUAAUGUGUAAUAUAACGAAAUGAAGUAUCGUCGUAUAGGAGAGUAUUUUUUUCUAUUUCUUGUUUUUUAUUUACUUGUUUCUUCGAAGCAAUGUUUUACCCGUAUACAUUUAUAUUGAAUAAACUGACGUUCAAAUA
This is a messenger RNA of Frieseomelitta varia, 3017 nucleotides long. It is a transcript of the gene sad, whose product is annotated as cytochrome P450 315a1, mitochondrial. Gene Ontology annotation, cellular component: mitochondrial inner membrane. The transcript has 6 exons. Gene Ontology annotation, biological process: cellular response to peptide hormone stimulus; C21-steroid hormone biosynthetic process; cortisol metabolic process. Bases 1260 to 2876 code for a protein of 538 amino acids. The record is from RefSeq and is a predicted model, not a curated record. NCBI's taxonomy places the organism in Eukaryota, Metazoa, Arthropoda, Insecta, Hymenoptera, Apidae. Gene Ontology annotation, molecular function: monooxygenase activity; iron ion binding; heme binding.